Messenger RNA from Pseudoliparis swirei, 3294 nucleotides. RefSeq names its product heterogeneous nuclear ribonucleoprotein Q. Gene Ontology annotation, molecular function: mRNA 5'-UTR binding. Bases 121 to 1821 code for a protein of 566 amino acids. Gene Ontology annotation, biological process: CRD-mediated mRNA stabilization. NCBI's taxonomy places the organism in Eukaryota, Metazoa, Chordata, Actinopteri, Perciformes, Liparidae. Gene Ontology annotation, cellular component: nucleus; CRD-mediated mRNA stability complex; ribonucleoprotein complex. The transcript has 13 exons. The record is from RefSeq and is a predicted model, not a curated record.
GACUGAAGCCGGAUCAGUGCCGGGAGUUUUACACUUUUUCUGUCUUUUAAAUAUCACAUUUAUCUUCCUAAAUAACCAACACCAUACACGUUGGUGAUCCAGCGGCAGAUUUCUGGAGACAUGGCCACAGAACAUAUUAAUGGAAAUGGUCCAGAAGAACCAAUGGACAACUCUGCUGCAGUUACCCAUUCUGAGCACUUCCAGACUUUACUAGAAGCUGGUUUACCACAGAAAGUUGCUGAAAAACUAGAUGAAAUUUACAUAGCAGGUUUGGUGUCACAUAGUGACUUAGAUGAUCGAGCAAUUGAGGCUCUGAAAGAAUUCAACGAGGAAGGUGCUCUGCAAGUCCUUAUGCAAUUUAAGGACAGCGACCUCUCACAUGUUCAGAACAAAAGUGCCUUUCUUUGUGGUGUGAUGAAGACGUACAGACAGAGAGAGAAACAAGGGACCAAAGUGUCGGACACCAAUAAAGGACCAGAUGAAGCCAAAAUCAAAGCUUUGCUAGAGAGAACUGGCUAUACGCUUGAUGUAACAACAGGCCAGAGGAAGUAUGGAGGGCCCCCACCAGAGUCUGCUCACUCAGGGGCACAGCCCACCAUCGGUACAGAGAUAUUUGUAGGCAAAAUCCCCAGAGACCUCUUUGAGGAUGAGCUGGUUCCGCUGUUUGAGAAAGCUGGCCCCAUCUGGGAUUUGCGUCUCAUGAUGGAUCCUCUCAGUGGCCUGAACAGAGGCUAUGCCUUUGUCACUUUCUGCACUAAAGAAGCUGCACAGCAGGCGGUCAAAUUGUGCAACAACAAUGAAAUUCGACCGGGUAAACACAUUGGCGUGUGCAUCUCUGUGGCCAAUAAUAGACUGUUUGUUGGCUCUAUCCCUAAGAGUAAAACAAAAGAGCAGAUUGUUGAAGAAUUUGCCAAAGUCACAGAAGGUCUAAAUGAUGUCAUAUUGUACCACCAGCCAGACGACAAGAAGAAGAAUCGGGGCUUUUGCUUCCUCGAGUAUGAAGACCACAAGACGGCUGCUCAGGCCCGCCGCCGACUGAUGAGCGGAAAGGUGAAGGUGUGGGGAAAUGUGGUCACCGUGGAGUGGGCAGACCCCAUUGAGGACCCAGACCCAGAGGUCAUGGCCAAGGUCAAAGUGCUGUUUGUGAGAAACUUGGCGAGCACCGUUACAGAAGAGAUACUUGAAAAGGCCUUCAGUCAGUUUGGAAAGCUGGAGCGGGUGAAAAAAUUGAAAGACUACGCCUUCAUCCACUUUGAGGAAAGAGAUGGUGCUGUGAAGGCUUUGGCUGAUCUCAAUGGCAAAGACCUCGAGGGAGAGCACAUUGAAAUAGUCUUCGCCAAGCCCCCUGACCAGAAGAGGAAAGAGCGCAAAGCCCAGAGACAAGCCGCUAAAACACACAUGUAUGAUGAAUACUAUUAUUACGGGCCUCCCCACAUGCCCCCACCCACGAGAGGCAGAGGCCGAGGUGGGAGGGGAGGUUAUUCUUACCCCCCUGACUAUUAUGGCUAUGAAGACUAUUACGAUUACUAUGGAUACGACUACCACAACUACCGGGGCGGUUACGAGGACCCGUACUACGGGUACGAUGACUUCCAGGGGUCUGGGAGAGUACGAGGAGCUAGGGGAGGAGUCCGUGGUGGUGCCAGUCAGACCAGGGUCCGCGGUGGCGUCACACCGAGAGGCCGAGUGGGCUUCUCCCAGCGAGGUGGCCCUGGAACGAGCAGAGGUGUCAUCUUUCAGAGCAGCCAAGCCAGUCAGAUUGCCAGCAAACAAAGGGAAACGAGGCAGAGGGCGAUCCUGACCUGUCACAGUGGAUACUGACUUGAUGUGUGGGGUUACACCGUUAGCUGCAAUGGAUGUUGAAAAAAAAAGAGCACGACAAAAAGGUCCAAUGAUAUUCCAGCCUUACAGAAGAAGCAUCUCCCCCUUCCCCAUGUUUUUUUAUAUUUUCAUUUGUUUCUAAAACUGCCACCUUUAAAAGAUGACUGGAGGAUUCUAAAUACUCUCCACAGCCUCUUUGCCCCAAACCCCUGUAUGCAGCCCUGGUUUACAGGGAACUGUAUUGCCCUCACAAUCUACCCCUUCCCUGUCCCUGAACAUGCCAUUUUUAAAUAAUUAUUGAAGAAAUUGCACUUUUUUAAGUUCUUGGGUUUGAAGUGGCUCAAAGGAGCUUGAUGCUAUUGUAUAUUUUUGUGCUAAUCGCAAUUUUUAUUGUCGGAAUAUCCAUGUUCUUAAUCGUUUGAUCUGGAUGUUUGACAGAGAACAUUUGCAGGUUUUUAGGGUGUACCCACCUGGCCAUGGAUAAGUCAGGCAUUCCAGGAAAGUGGUUCUUUUCAGAACUUGUCUUUAAAGGGUUGGUUGACUACCUCAGUACAGAGGACUAAACUACCCGGCCUGUACUGUAAAUAGGGAAACUAUAUUGAUGAAAACAGGGCUUGUUUUCAUACAAAAUAUGCACAAGAGCUGCAGUGCGAAACACAAUGUACUUAAUGUAAUAUAGUCAUUUUAGCUGCAGCUCUGACACUGCAAACAGUCAAACUGGGCAUGCAAACAAUCUCAUAUGAUGAGUCUGAACAAGCCCUGCUUUUAUCCUAUUUUGAACUGAAUUAGCUACCUUGCUUCUUCAGAAUAUGUAGUUACUGGUUGUAUAGUUUUUCGGAAUAAAAUGUUACUUUUGUAAAGGCUUCAACAUCACAGGCAUCCAACUGCCUUUGAUAAAAAAAAAAAAAGAAUUAAACAAAUAAAGCCCUGCAGUGUCCCUUUUGUGCCACUGUAAUUUUUCAGUGGGUUUGUUUUUAUAUUGAUACAAAUGGAUUUUCAAACAUCGUCAGAAUCAUGAAAAACAACCUAAUCCAAUCUGUCAUCAUAUGAAUUCAUGUUGAUCUUGAAUGAUCCCUUCCCAGUGCCGAAGACCGCAACUUCGUAAAAGAUAGUUCGAGUUAAUCUUGACGGACGACUGAAUUGCCAUCUCGCCCCGCCAGUGGGCAUGUGUGCCUAACGGUGGCUGUCCUGAUGGGUGAGGGAUCAUAGUCCCAUAGUGGUAGAAGGGAUACUGCAGUGAAGGAUUUCUACUUCCCGGGUAUAGCAAAAAGGAAACUGCUCUUCAAUCCCAGUUUUCUACAGUUAACUCCCUCAAUAAAAUCAUAACAACCACCUUUUGAAAAAAAGAUGUUAGCAGUUUUAAACUAUUGUUGGUGGCCAACAACGUUUUUUGCAUUCCUGCAAAUAAAUUGUUUUAUACUGUAAAAUGGAGGUGAGUGUAACUUAUUUUUGUAAUAAAGUUUUUGAUUUCUA